GCGGUGGUGAACUUGGGGUUGCACAGACUGGCUGCGAAGGCGCAACUGUUGGAGCUUGUGGACAAGCAUGCUGCGUUGCAUGGUGAUGAGGGUGAGAAGGUGGAGGGGAGUGGCGAAUCGGAGGUUCGUCAGCAGAUUGUCGACAUCUCGACCAACACCAACGUGAUUUCACCCUUCACCUGCUUCGUCUGUGUCGACCCGGACAAAAUAGUAGCAGUAGUGGUCGUAGUAGUGGUAGUGGUAGUGGUUGUUGUAGUAAUUGUAGUGGCUGCGGUGGUAGUAAAAGUAUCAGUGGCGGUGGUAGCGGUGGACGAUGGUCGCGCUCUGUUCCUUACAGUGGACGAAUGUGAUGCAGGUUAG
Molecule: messenger RNA, 360 nt
Organism: Hydatigera taeniaeformis
Lineage: Eukaryota; Metazoa; Platyhelminthes; Cestoda; Cyclophyllidea; Taeniidae
Source: the annotation of a GenBank genome assembly